Messenger RNA from Mustela erminea (ermine), 738 nucleotides. Its product is annotated as cytochrome P450 2K6-like. Lineage: Eukaryota; Metazoa; Chordata; Mammalia; Carnivora; Mustelidae. The record is from RefSeq and is a predicted model, not a curated record. Gene Ontology annotation, molecular function: iron ion binding; heme binding; oxidoreductase activity, acting on paired donors, with incorporation or reduction of molecular oxygen, reduced flavin or flavoprotein as one donor, and incorporation of one atom of oxygen. Gene Ontology annotation, cellular component: cytoplasm; intracellular membrane-bounded organelle. Gene Ontology annotation, biological process: xenobiotic metabolic process.
AUGACCUUCCUAGAUCAUCAGCAUGACAUUGACAAAAAUGAUCCAAGAAGUUUCACUGAUGCCUUUUUGGUCAGACAGCAGGAGGAGAAAGAUACAUCUACUGCCUAUUUCAGUGAUGAAAAUUUGGUGGCACUCGUUAGUAACCUGUUUGCGGCUGGUAUAGAGACCACAGUCUCCACGCUACGCUGGGCACUACUGCUCAUGUUGCGAUAUCCUGAAGUCCAGAAAAAGGUCUGUGAUGAGAUCACCAAAGUUGUGGGGGCAGCCCAGCCUCGAAUUGCACAUCGAACUCAAAUGCCAUACACAGAUGCCGUCAUUCACGAAGUACAGAGAUUUGCUAAUAUCCUGCCCACAAGCUUACCUCAUGCAACAACCACAGAUGUGAUGUUUAAAAAUUACUAUAUUCCUAAGAGCACCGAGGUCAUCACUUUGCUGACCUCUGUACUUCGGGACCAAACACAGUGGGAAAAGCCAGACACAUUUAAUCCCGAGCAUUUCCUGACUUCCACUGGAAAGUUUGUCAAGAAAGACGCUUUCAUCCCUUUUUCAGCGGGGCGCCGGAUGUGUGCCGGUGAGUCACUAGCCAAGAUGGAGCUUUUCCUGUUCUUCACCAGCCUCAUGCAGAAGUUCACCUUCCUGCCACCCCCGGGGUCUCCCCUGGACCUGGACCUAACCCCAGACAUUGGCUUCACCAAUCAACCAAUGCCUCACAAGCUACGUGCCCUGCCCAAGGCCUAG